This is a messenger RNA of Musa acuminata subsp. malaccensis (wild Malaysian banana), 2080 nucleotides long. RefSeq lists its product as uncharacterized. NCBI's taxonomy places the organism in Eukaryota, Viridiplantae, Streptophyta, Magnoliopsida, Zingiberales, Musaceae. The record is from RefSeq and is a predicted model, not a curated record.
CCACCGGUUGGCUGCGCCGUCGGUCGCUUCCUCUCGUUUGCGUCUUCGACCCCUCCCCAGCCCCGCUGUUGAGUCCGACGGAAGCCUCAAUUUGAGAGCCAUGGUGGAUUUGAGGCUUACGAGGGGCUUCAUCUUCUUCGAGUUGGAACCGUAGCAAUCCCUUUUUUGAAUCCAAGAGGUGAAGUUUUGUGGGGUUUGGGGUUCUUGGCAUUGUCUUGGUGCAAUAAGAACUCGGUGGUGGAAUAUAUGGAAUGGAUCUGUGAGUGUCUUCUCUGGGAUGCGUUCAUUGACGGUGGAGGAAUUCGAGAUUCACCAAUCAGAUAGCCGGAGGAGAAGCAGCAGGAGGAGGAGGAGGAGGAGGUGAUUACAGAGUUUAUAGGGCGAACAAAAGAAGUUCAUGACGGAUGGGAGAAGAUCUCCUCACUACCUUAUCCAUGGAAAACCAUCACCCCUCCACACUUCUCUCCAUGGAUCCAUCUGGAGGCUCGGUAUUGUCUUCGUCCUCACACGAGGAUUCGGAUCGCGAGCUAUUGAUCCAGCGGCGGCAGGUUGUCCUUUCUGGUGCUCCCGACAUCAAUCUCCCCCUCUCCGCCGAGCGUUCUCCUUCCCAGCAAUCGUGGAUCUCAGACCCUUGUGACAUCUUGGAUGUCGGCCUUGGCCCUCAGAUCUAUGAUGCAGAGGCCACCCUUCACAUUCCGAAGGUCACCGCUGCCCGCAAGUGCACUAAGCGAGGGGAUAGCAUUUGGGGUGCGUGGUUCUUCUUUAGGUUCUAUUUCAAGCCUGUGCUCUUGGAGAAGUCCAAGGGAAAGGUCAUCUGGGAUGCAAACGGGGUUAAUGGCUUCGAUAAGUCUGAUGUCAGGCAUGAUGUGUUCUUGGUCCAGCACGACAUGGAGAACAUGUACAUGUGGGUCUUCAAAGAGAGGCCUGAGAAUGCGCUCGGGAAGAUGCAACUGCGGAGCUACAUGAAUGGACAUUCUCGUCUUGGCGAACCCCAGUUCCCGUUCAGUGUUGACAGGGGUUUUGCUCGGUCUCACAGGAUGCAGCGCAAGCAGUAUCGGGGACUCUCAAACCCUCAAUGUGUCCAUGGAAUUGAGGUUGUCAGAUCGCCCAAUCUGAUGGUAGUUUGCGAGGCGGACCGCAAGAAAUGGGUGGAGCUCGUGGGCAGGGAUCUGAACUUUUCAAUUCCGCUCGAGGCCAGUGAUUUUGAGUCGUGGAGGAAUCUUCCCAGCACCGAAUUUGAGCUUGAGAGGCCUCCACUGAAGAGCACUUCACAUCCCCAUCCCAAGAAGUUACUAAAUGUCUCGAGUUUGAAUUUGUCUUCACAGUCGAAUCAUUCUAAUGGCGAUGGGAUGGACCUUUCUGCUGUCUGCAGUAAACGCAGGAAAGAUUUCUUCCCUCAUGUUAUGGAUGAGGAUUUAUGCUUUCCUACGAACCCACAUGCUGAGAGAGGUCAAGAUGUGGAGAUGCACCAAGUUGGGACCUCAUGGUUGAACGAAUUCACUGGUGUAAUGAAGCAUGCAUGUGGGCCUGUGACUGCUGCGAAGACUAUAUAUGAAGACGACGAGGGGUAUCUGAUAAUGGUGAGCUUGCCUUUUGCCGAUCGACAGAGGGUAAAAGUUUCUUGGAGGAAUGGUAUUACACAUGGAAUAUUGAAGAUAAUUUGUGCCAGUACUGCCCGGAUGCCUUAUGUAAAGAGGCAUGACAGGACAUUUAAACUGACUGACCCCUCUCCUGAGCAUUGCCCUCCGGGGGAAUUCAUAAGGGAGAUAACACUACCGACACGUAUCCCUGAAGACGCUAAGCUAGAAGCAUACUACGAUGAGACUGGUGCUUUGCUCGAGAUUAUAGUUCCAAAACACCGAGUUGGACCAGAAGAACACGAAGUCCGUGUGUGCAUGCGUCCCCCUCACCUUGGGGCUAAUGAUCUUCUGUUGACCUGAAUAAGUGGUGAUAUUAUGCUUGCCACUAGAUUCAUGGUUAUGUUUUCUUUGGUUAAUAAUUAUGUACCAUGAAAACGAAAUCUGUCAAAUUGAAGUGCAUCCUUAGUAAUGAUAAUGUUUUACUGAUUAGUUAUGAUGCA